Messenger RNA from Spea bombifrons (plains spadefoot toad), 11945 nucleotides. RefSeq names its product dystrophin (gene DMD). The transcript is spliced from 79 exons. The record is from RefSeq and is a predicted model, not a curated record. Gene Ontology annotation, molecular function: protein binding; zinc ion binding. Gene Ontology annotation, biological process: synaptic signaling. Bases 180 to 11246 code for a protein of 3688 amino acids. Gene Ontology annotation, cellular component: plasma membrane. NCBI's taxonomy places the organism in Eukaryota, Metazoa, Chordata, Amphibia, Anura, Pelobatidae.
UAGCAGAUUUGCAAGGCUGUCUCCCUUAGAGGGCAAAGCACACAACCUAGUCUCUGGAGUUUUCUUGAAGAAAUUUGAUUUAUUGAGAACCGUGUAAUACGAAGAAACAGCAGAAACAACUACAAUAACAAAACGUGAGUUCUUGAUUAGAAGAGUCAUUUUCUACUGGACUGAAAGUUAUGGCUGAAAGUGGAAAUCCACAGGAUUCAAGGGAUGAUACUGCCGUGGAUGAAUUUAAUGACAUCAUCAAAAACAGAUCUGAUGAAAGAGAAGAUGUUCAAAGAAAAACAUUCACCAAAUGGAUAAAUGCUCAGCUUGCGAAGUUUGGAAAACAUCCAAUUGAAGAUCUUUUCAGCGACCUUCAGGAUGGAAGAAGACUUUUGGAUCUUCUUGAAGGUCUUACAGGCCAAAAGCUGGUAAAAGAAAAAGGCUCCACAAGGGUUCAUGCUCUAAACAAUGUCAACAAAGCUCUGCAAAUCUUGCAAAAGAACAAUGUUGAUUUGGUGAAUAUUGGCAGCGCAGAUAUUGUGGAUGGGAACCACAAGCUGACUCUUGGAUUGAUCUGGAGCAUAAUUCUCCACUGGCAGGUGAAGAAUGUAAUGAAAGGGAUUAUGGCUGACUUGCAGCAGACGAAUAGUGAAAAGAUCUUAUUGAGCUGGGUCCGCCAAUCAACUCGCAAUUACCCACAGGUCAACGUUAUCAAUUUCACCAGCAGUUGGUCUGAUGGAUUGGCUUUCAAUGCACUUAUCCACAGUUACCGAUCAGACCUGUUUGACUGGAACAGUGUAGUCUCCCAGCAAUCUGCUCUACAACGGCUGGAUCAUGCGUUUAACACUGCCCAACGACACCUGGGAAUUGCAAAUAUUCUUGAUCCUGAUGAUAUUGCAGUUCCUCAUCCUGACAAGAAGUCCAUUUUAAUGUAUGUCACAUCACUUUUCCAAGUUCUGCCACAAAGAGUAUCCAUUGAAUCACUUCGUGAAUUGGACACAUUGCCUCGCCAAACGCUAACUCAAGAAAAACAAGUCAAGUCUUUUGAUCAGCAUCAUUUCUCUCAGCAAAUCACUGCGAGUGUAGAACAAGGUCGUGCGCACAACCCCUCACCACCUCCUAAACCUGGCUUCAAAAGCUAUGCCUACACGCAAUCUGCUUAUGUCAUGUACCCUGACCAAAAAAGAGGGCAGUACCCUCCACAGCGGAUGGAAGGUCUAGAUGACAGACCAUUUGGGAGUUUAGUGAUGGAGCCUGAAGUGGAUUUGGAAAGCUAUCAAUCUUCACUGGAAGAAGUACUUACGUGGCUUCUUUCUGCAGAGGAUGUUUUGCAAAGUCAAGGAAUGAUCUCUGGCAAUGUUGAAGAAGUAAAAGAACAAUUUCAUGCUCACGAGGGCUUUAUGAUGGAAUUAACAUCUCAUCAGGGAAAUGUUGGCAAUGUUUUGCAAGCUGGAAGUCAACUAUUAGCUGUCGGGAAACUUUCAAACGAUGAAGAGAAUGAAAUCCAAGAACAAAUGAAUCUCCUUAAUUCCCGAUGGGAAAGUCUCAGACUUGCAAGCAUGGAAAGACAAAGCAAUUUACAUAAAACAUUGAUGGCCCUCCAAAAUCAACGUCUUAAACAAUUGAGUGAUUGGCUCUCUCAAACAGAAGAGCGAACCAAGAGGAUGGAUGCUGAACUGGGUCCAGAAUUAGAAGAUAUAAAGCGUCAAAUAGAAGAACAUAGGGCAUUGCAAGAUGAUCUGGAACAAGAACAGGUCCGAGUCAAUGCUCUCACUCAUAUGGUAGUCGUGGUGGAAGAAUCUAGUGGAGACAAAGUUACGGCUGCAUUAGAAGAUCAACUCCAGCAUUUGGGAGAUCGCUGGGCUUCUAUAUGCAGAUGGACAGAAGACAGAUGGGUUCUGCUGCAAGACGUUCUAAUAAAAUGGCAGCGUUUUGCUGAGGAACAGUGCCUGUUUGAUGCCUGGCUUACAGAAAAAGAGCAGAUUGUGAGCACUAUCCAUACCUCGGAUUUCAAGGAUCAGAAUGAAAUGCUUUCCAACCUAAGAAAAUUAGCGAUGCUGAAAGGGGAACUAGAAAUGAAGAAGACGACAAUGGAUACACUUUAUUCUUUAAAUCGGGAUCUGAUUUCCACUCUGAAGAACAAGAUUGUUUCUCAGAAAAAUGAGGCGCAUUUGGAAAACUUUGCUCGCCGAUGGGAUAAUCUUGUGCAGAGGAUGGAGAGCAGCUCUGUGCAGAUUUCACAGGCUGUCACCGCCAGUCAGACAUCACUAACACAGAAGACAACUGUAAUGGAAACUGUAACUAUGGUGACCACCAGGGAACAAAUUCUCGUUAAGCAUGCUAAGGAUGAACUCCCACCUCCUCCACCCCAGAAGAAGAGACAGGUCCUUGUGGAAUCAGAACUGAGAAAGAGAUUUGAUGUUGACUUAACAGAACUCCACAGCUGGAUGACACGCUCUGAGGCUAUUCUGCAAAGUUCUGAAUUUGCAAUCUAUAGGAAAGAAGGAGACCUCACUGACCUCACAAAGAAAGUAAAAGCCAUAGAACGUGAAAAACCAGAAAAAAACAGGAAACUGCAAGACGCCAACAGAAAUGCUGAAACCUUGAUGGAACAGAUGUUGAAUGAUGGCCUUAACACUGACAGCAUCAAACAGGCCUCUCAACAUCUGAAUAAUCGAUGGACAGACUUCUGUCAGUUGCUGAGUGAAAGACUCUCCUGGCUGGAGUAUCAGAACAGUAUACUCGCCUUUUAUUCCCAGUUACAGCAACUGGAACAGGCAGUCAUUUCUGCUGAGAACUGGCUAAAAGCACAAAGUACACCCACGGAAGAGGCAAAUGCAGUCAAAAUACAAUUAGAAAAGUGCAAGGAUGAAGUUAGCCAUCUGUCAGCACUUAAACCUGAAGUCGGAUCCUUACAAGUGCAAGGAACACAACUGAAAGACAAGGAACACAGGCCAAUGUUCUUGGAUGCCGAUAUAGCAGCUUUUCUCAACCAUUAUAAUCUAGUUCUCUCUAAUUUACAGUCUAGAGAAAAACAGCUCCAGAACAUUCUAGACAGUUUACCUCCUACUCAGUACAAUGAAAAAAUGAGCACUAUACUUCUAUGGAUCCAGCAGUCUGAAACCAAACUCGCUAUACCUCAGGUUACUGUUACUGAAUGUGAAAUCAUGGAACAAAGACUCAGGGAGCUAAAGGCCCUACAGAGUUCCCUGCAGGACCACCAGGCAGACAUGAAUUAUCUUUGCAAAACAGCAGACGAUUUGUCAAGCAAAGCACCUGUUCAUGUGAAACAGAAAUACUGGUCACAAACUGAACAUGUCCAGAACCGAUGGAAGGCGCUAUCAAAUCAGCUGGUUGUACAAAGUCAAAAACUAGAAGACUUACUUAGCAAACUUAAACAGUUUCAGAACGACAAAAAGACUCUAAACAAGUGGAUGGAAGAAGUGACUGUUUUCCUAAAUGAGGAAUGGCCAGCCCUUGGAGAUUCCGAAGCUCUUAAAAAGCAACUAGAACAAUGCAGUGCUUUGGUAAAUGACAUUCAGACGAUACAGCCCAGUGUGAGCAGUGUUAAUGACGCUGGAAAAAAUUUGAUCAGUAAAGCUGAACCACACUAUUCCUCCAAGCUACAAGCCGACCUUAAAAACCUUAAUGAGCAAUGGGAUCAAAUAUGCAAACAGGCCCAUGCGAAAAAGGCUGCCCUGAAAGGUGGCUUGGAUAAAACCAUACAUCUCAGAAAAGGUCUGUCAGAAAUGCAAGAAUGGAUAACACAAGCAGAAGAUGAGUAUUCAGAACGAGAUUUUGAGUACAAGACACCGGAAGAGUUACAAAAAGCACUGGAAGAGCUAAAGAGGGCAAGAGACGAAGCUGCACAAAAGGAGGAAAAAGUAAAGCUUUUAACUGAUUUGGUGAACAACUUUAUUGCAACAGCUCCACCUGCUGCUCACGAUCCACUGAAGAAGGAGCUAAAUGUUUUAAUCAACAACUAUGAGAGACUGUGCAGCAGGCUGACUGGGAAGUGUGCAACGCUGGAGGAGGUUUGGGCAUGUUGGCAUGAACUCUUGUCGUACUUGGAUUCCGAAAAGAAAUGGCUUGAUGAUGUUGAGUUGAAACUAAAAGCAACUGAAAAUGUUAAGGGAGGUGCAGAGGAGAUUUCAGAAACACUAAAGUCCAUAGAAGAAAUGAUGAAACAUCCAGAAGAUAACCGCACCCAAAUUAAAGAAUUGGCGCAAACCUUGACCGAUGGGGGUGUGAUGGAUGAGCUGAUCAAUGAGAAACUAGAGAAGUUUAACACACGUUGGGAAGAAGUUCAACAAGAGGCAGUGAGAAGACAGAAGGUUCUGGAACAAAGUAUCCAGUCAGCUCAGGAGACUGAGAGAGCUAUUGGCUUAAUUCAGGAGUCUCUUGGCACCACUGAUAGACAGCUGAUGGCCUACAUUGCUGACAGAAUUGAUGCUGCGCAGGUUCCUCAAGAAGCGCAGAAAAUGCAGUCUGAUUUGAUGAGCCAUGAGAUUUCUUUGGAUGAAAUGAAAAAACGAAACCAGGGUAAAGAAAUGUCCAAAAAAGUCCUGACUCAGAUUGACGUAGCUCAGAAAAAACUUCAAGAGGUGUCUGCAAAAUUUCGACUGUUCCAGAAGCCAGCAAAUUUUGAACACCGUCUUAAAGAAUCUAAAAGAAUUCUAGAUGAGGUGACAUUUGAAUUGCCUCUCUUGGACAUGAGGAACAUUGAACAAGAGACACUUCAAACACAAUUGGAUCAUUGUAUGAAACUGUACAAGGUUUUGAGCGAAGUGAAAUCGGAAGUGGAAACAGUUAUAAAAACGGGCCGUCAAAUAGUACAGAAACAGCAGACGGAGAACCCCAAAGAUCUGGAUGAAAGAAUAACAGCGCUGAAACUGCAGUACAAUGAACUAGGAGCAAAGGUGACAGAGGGUAAGCAGAUCUUGGAGAAAAGCUUAAAAUUGUCUCGCAAAAUAAGGAAAGAAACCAACAGCUUGACAGAAUGGUUAGCAACAGUGGACACGGAAGUAACAAAGAGAUCAGCCGAGGAGGGCAUGCCUACUAACCUCGAUGAGGAGAUUGCCUGGAGCAAGGUUACCCAAAAAGAAAUGGAAAAAAGACAACAACAAUUAAAAAGCAUUCGAGAUCUAGGAGAUUCCCUCAGAGUGGUGCUUGGGGAAAAUGCGAACCUUGUGGAUGACAAGCUUACCCUUCUAAACAGCAACUGGCUAGCAGUAACCUCCAGAGCUGAUGAAUGGUUCCGCCUGUUGCUGGAAUACCAGAAACGGAUUGAACAUUUUGACCAAGGUGUUGAACGUGUCAAAGCCUGGACCGAUCGUGCUGAAAUAUUAUUGGAUGAGUUGAAAAGGCAAACUCCACAACAGAGAGAAGAGACGCACAAGCUGUUAAAAUUCGAGCUGAAUGAUAUGCAGCCAAAGAUGGAUUCUGUGCAUGAUCAAGCUCUAGAGUUGAUGACAAACCGUGGUGAUCGUUGCAGGAAAAUGGUGGAAUCCAAGCUCUCUGAUCUUGACCAACGAUUUACCUUAGUAUCUAACAGAAUCAAGAGUGGCAAGGUUGUGGUCUCUUUAAAGGAACUGGAGCAAUUUCAUUCUGAUAUACAGAAAUUGCUCGAACCACUGGAGGCUGAAAUUCAGCAAGGAGUGAAUCUUACAGAAGAAGACUUCAAUAAAGAUACGAGCGAAGAUAAUGAUGAGCCUGUGAAAGAAUUGCUACAGAGAGGAAAUAAUCUCCAACUAAAAAUUGGCGAUGAUAAAAAGCGAGAAGAAAUCAAACUAAAACAACAGCUGCUGCAAUCGAAACAUAAUGCACUUAAGGAUCUAAGGUCUCAAAGAAGGAAAAAAGCAUUAGAGAUUUCGCAUCAAUGGUAUCAAUACAAGAGACAGUCUGAUGACCUACUCAAAUGUUUGGAUGACAUUGAGAAAAAAAUAGCAAGUCUUCCAGAUCCUAAAAAUGAACAGAAGCUUAAGGAGAUUGAUGGAGAUUUGGAGAAGAAGAAAGAAGAGAUGAAAGCAUUGAACAGGCAAGCUGAGAGUUUGUCUAAGGACGGGGCUGCCAAGGCAGUGGAGCCAACUCUCAUCCAACUUAACAAACGCUGGAGAGAAAUUGAGAGCAAAUUUGCUCCAUUCCGAAGACUGCACUAUGCACAAAUUCAAACAGUCCACGAAGAAAGUACCCGUCCCAUGUUGGAAAGAAUGAAAGUGGAUGCCGCCAAUGUGCCUUCUGCCUACAUGACUGAAAUUGCCCGUCUUCUGCAGUCUAUUGCUGAGGUGGAACUCCUUCUUCACUCACCAAGUCUAAGUAAAAGAGAAUAUGAAGAUCUUGCCAAACAAGAAGAGUGCCUAAAGACUGUGAAAGAGGGCCUUGAAAAGCUAUCAGGUCAGAUUGAGUUCACUCAGAACAGGAAGAAAGCAGUUCUUGAGUGUGCUACACCACAGGAACACGAGAAGAUCCAAGAAAAAAUGUCUGAACUCAGUUUUCAAUGGGAAAAUGUUAACAAGUUGUACCAGAUGCGGCAAAAGAAGUUUGAUAGCUCUCUAGAGAAGUGGAUGAAUUUACAAGAUGACAUGGAUAACCUCAACUGCUGGUUAAGUGAGGCUGAGCAAAUCUUAGCUGAGAGUGAUGGAAGAGAUUCAGAGCAGACCAGACAUCAGCAGCAGGUGAAGGAGCUUGAAGAUGGCAUAGGACCAAAGCAGGCUACAAUCAGAGCCCUGAAUGUAUCUGGGGGAGAGAUUGCCGAGCAGUCCUCAGCUGCCGAUGCUAGUCGCAUUAAAGAGAAUCUGGAUAGCUUGAAUACCCGCUGGCAUAUAGUCAACAAAAAGCUAAAUGAGAGAAGAAGAAGACUAGAAGACGAAAAGAAGAAGCUGUUUGGAUUGCAAGAGGACUUAAAUAAAUUCGGCAUUUGGCUGAAGGAUGCAGAGGAUGUUGCACGCACACCAGCUGAACCUGGAAAUGAACUUCAGUUGAAUGACCUACUGGAAAGAGUGAAGUUUAGAGUGGAAGAGCUUCUGCCUCGUAAAGAGUUCUUAAAACAAUUAAAUGAAACUGGUGGAACCGCAAUAGGAAGUCCAACAAUAGCGCCUGAAGAAAAGAGGAAAAUUGAAAGUGGCCUCAAAGAGGCUAACCAGCGCUGGAUAAAGGUGUCCAAAGAUCUACAUGACAAACAGAAAGAAACUGAAGAUCAUUUGAAGAAUCUGGCAUUGUUUGAGCUCCAGCUGAAUCAGUUAACUCUCUGGGUGUCUUCUGUAAAAGAUCAACUGCUCUUUUACAAUCAAGUUGGCAGACCGGGAGCAUUGGACAUCAAGGAAACGGAGGAAAGGAUCAAGGUUAAACAGCCACAUGUGGAAGGAAUCUUGUCUAAGGGGAAGGAAUUAUACACCGAUCAAUCAGCUUCAUACCCAUUAACGCGUAAAUUAGAGCACUUGAACACAGAGUGGAAGACAGUGGAUCUAUUACUACAGGAAUUGAAAAGAAAGCCAACUGGACCAGCUCCUGGUCCUGCUCAAACUGUGUCUGUGGUUACUCAAACUUUGGUGACAACAGGAACAACUGAACCUGCAACGGAAAUGCCUUCAUCACUUCUAUUGGAGUUGCCUGCACUGGCUGACUUCAACAAGACUUGUGGAGAAUUAACAGACUGGCUUACUCUGCUUGAUCGGGUGAUAAAGGCUCAAAUAGUGACUGUUGGUGAUGUGGAAGAAAUUAAUGAUAUGAUCAUCAAACAAAAGGUAACCUUGCAGGACUUAGAACAAAGGCGCCCUCAUUUGGAUGAACUUAUUACUGCAGCACAGAACCUGAAAAACAAAACCAGCAGUCCAGAGGCCAGGGCAGUCAUUACAGAUCGCAUUGAUAAAAUUCAAAACCAAUGGGAAGAAGUACAAUGCCGUCUUCAGAACCGAAGACAGGAGCUACAAGAAAUGCUGAAGGACUCGAAUCAGUGGUUAGAUGCUCGAGGGGAAGCUGAACAGGUUUUAGAGAAAGCAAAAAGAAGGAUUGACUCUUGGAAGGAGAUCUCUUACACGGUAGAAGCACUAAAGAAACAGAACACAGAUCUGAAGCAAUUUUGCAAAGAACUUCGCCAGUGGCAGAUGAACGUUGACGCUGCAAACGACUUGGCUCUUAAGCUUAUACGUGAUUAUUCUUCGGAUGACACCAGAAAAGUGGAAUUGAUGAAAGAUAACAUUAAUGUCACAUGGACAAGAAUUAAUAAGAGGGUUAGCGAGCGUGAUGGAUCCCUAGAAGCAGCUCUUCAUUCAUUGCAGCAAUUCUACCUAGACUUGGAACAUUUCCUGGCCUGGCUCACCGAGACUGAAACCACCGCCAAUGUCCUUCAGGAUGCAGCACAUAAAGAUGGAGUGUUGGAGGGUGCACACGGCCUUCGAGAGGUCAUGAACCAGUGGCAGGAACUACAGGGAGAGAUUGAUGGACACACAGAAGUAUUUCAUUCCCUCGAUGAAAAUGGGCAGAAAAUGCUUAACUCAUUGGAGGGAUCAGAAGAUGGAGUCCUAUUGCAAAAAAGACUUGAUAGCAUGACCAUCAGAUGGAACGAGCUCAGGAAAAAAUCCCUUAAUAUCAGGUCUCAUUUGGAAGCCAGCACAGAGCACUGGAAGCGAAUACACCUCUCUCUACAGGAACUUCUGGCCUGGCUGCAGCUAAAGAAUGAGGAGUUAAAGCAACAAGCACCCGUUGGAGGAGAUCUUCCCAAAGUGCAAAGUCAGAUUGAUGCACAUCGGGACUUCAAGAGGGAAGUGAAAGCUAAAGAACCUGUUAUCAUGAGUGCACUUGAUACUGUGAGAAUAUUCUUAGCAGAGCAGCCUUUUGAGGGACUGGAGAAGCUGUAUCAGGAGCCAAGAGAGCCGCACAGUGAAGAACAGUCUAAGAAUGUUAGCAGGAUUCUUCGCAAGCAAGUUGACGAAGUAAAGAUGGAGUGGGACAGGUUGAAUGUACGGUCUGCUGAAUGGCAGAAAAAAUUAGACGAGGCACUUGAAAGACUGCAAGAACUCCAAGAUGCAAUGGAUGAGCUGGACCAUAAAUUGCAUCAAGCAGAGGCCAUGGAAAGUUCCUGGCAACCAGUAGAGAAUCUGUUGAUUGACUCACUACAGGAUGACCUAGGAAAAACCAAGGCCUUCCAAGCAGAAAUUGCACCAAUAAAAAACAAUGUAAACCAAGUCAAUGAUCUUGCACAUCGAUUCACUGGAACAGAUAUCAGCUUGUCACCUUACAAUUUAAGUCGUGUGAAUGAAUUGAAUACAAGGUGGAAUCUUUUGCAGAUGUCCAUUGGUGAGAGAAUCAGACAGUUACAUGAAGCCCAUAGGGAUUUUGGCCCCACAUCACAACAUUUUCUUUCCACUUCUGUCCAGGGACCUUGGGAGAGGGCAGUCUCACCAAAUAAAGUACCAUACUACAUAAACCAUGAAACACAAACGACCUGCUGGGAUCAUCCCAAGAUGACUGAGCUCUACCAGUCCUUAGCUGACCUGAACAAUGUCAGAUUCUCGGCUUACAGAACCGCCAUGAAGUUAAGGAGACUGCAGAAGGCCUUAUGCUUGGAUUUGCUGGGUUUGUCUGCAGCCUGUGAUGCCUUGGACCAGCACAACCUCAAGCAGAACGACCAGCUCAUGGACAUCCUACAGAUUAUUAAUUGCUUGACCACCAUUUACGAUCGACUGGAACAAGAGCACAACAACCUAGUGAACGUCCCUCUCUGUGUGGAUAUGUGCCUCAACUGGCUGCUGAAUGUUUAUGACACAGGUCGAACGGGAAGGAUCCGUGUGUUGUCUUUUAAAACUGGCGUUAUAUCCCUGUGUAAAGCACAUUUGGAAGAUAAGUAUAGAUACCUGUUCAAGCAGGUGGCAAGUUCGACUGGAUUCUGUGACCAACGGAGACUGGGCCUUCUUCUACAUGAUGCCAUUCAGAUACCAAGGCAGCUGGGAGAAGUGGCAUCCUUUGGUGGCAGCAACAUCGAACCCAGUGUUCGGAGCUGCUUUCAAUAUGCUAACAAUAAACCAGAAAUAGAAGCGGCUUUAUUUCUGGAUUGGAUGAGGUUGGAGCCACAGUCAAUGGUCUGGCUCCCUGUACUUCACAGAGUUGCCGCUGCCGAAACUGCCAAACACCAAGCCAAGUGCAAUAUCUGUAAGGAGUGCCCAAUUAUUGGAUUCAGGUACCGAAGUCUAAAGCACUUUAAUUAUGACAUCUGCCAAAGCUGCUUCUUUUCUGGCCGCGUUGCAAAAGGUCACAAAAUGCACUACCCGAUGGUGGAAUAUUGCACUCCAACUACUUCUGGUGAAGAUGUUCGCGACUUUGCAAAGGUCCUCAAGAAUAAAUUCAGGACAAAAAGAUAUUUUGCUAAACACCCAAGGAUGGGUUAUCUUCCUGUUCAAACGGUGUUAGAAGGAGACAACAUGGAAACUCCUGUUACUCUGAUCAACUUCUGGCCAGUAGAUUCUGCCCCUGCCUCCUCUCCCCAGCUUUCACAUGAUGAUACUCACUCGCGAAUUGAACAUUAUGCUAGCAGGCUAGCAGAAAUGGAGAACACCAAUGGAUCCUACCUAAACGAUAGCAUUUCUCCCAAUGAAAGCAUAGAUGAUGAACACUUGCUCAUUCAGCACUACUGCCAAAGCUUGAACCAGGAAUCUCCCUUAAGCCAGCCCCGCAGCCCUGCCCAGAUACUCAUCUCUUUGGAGAGUGAAGAGAGAGGAGAGCUUGAGAGAAUUCUAGCUGACCUGGAGGAGGAGAAUAGGAAUUUGCAGUCCGAAUAUGAUCGACUUAAGGAGCAGCAUGAUAACAAAGGAUUAUCCCCUCUGCCUUCUCCUCCUGAAAUGAUGCCGGCCUCCCCGCAGAGUCCACGCGAUGCAGAGCUCAUUGCAGAAGCCAAGCUUCUGCGUCAGCACAAGGGGCGCCUGGAGGCCAGGAUGCAGAUUUUGGAGGAUCACAAUAAACAGCUAGAAUCCCAGCUCCAUCGGCUGAGACAACUGCUGGAGCAGCCGCAAGCAGAAGCAAAGGUCAAUGGUACGACAUUUUCCUCUCCUAGUCCCUCGCUGCAGAGAUCGGACAGCAGUCAGCCCAUGUUGCUUCGUGUUGUUGGCAGCCAAACAUCAGAAACCAUGAGUGAGGAUGAUCUUCUCAGCCCUCCACAUGACACAAGCACAGGUCUAGAAGAAGUCAUGGAGCAACUUAACAAUUCCUUUCCAACAGCAAGAGGAAGGAAUGUCCCUGGAAAGCAAAUGAGAGAGGAAACCAUGUAGGAAAUCUUUUCCACAUGGCUGAUGACUUGGGAAGAGCGAUGGAAACUUUGGUUAUGGUUAUGACCGACGACGAGGUGAUAGAAUGACAACGUUGAACCCACACACCGCAUGUGUUUUUAUAUAAUUAACUUCGUACAACAAAAGGGGUUUAGACUGUAAGAGUUUACAAGAAAAUAUCUAUUUUUGUGAAGGGUAGUGGUACAAUACUGUAGAUUUAACUAGUUUCUUAAGUCUGUUAUUGUUUUGGUAACAAUGGCAGGUUUUUAAUGUCUAUGCAAUUGUACAAAAUUCAAAAAAAACAACAGAACUAUAUGUAAAGUCUUGAUAGCUUAAAUAAUAAUAAUAAAACUUGCCAUUUCUUUUUAUGGAGGAAAAUUUUGGGUUGUUUUAAGAAAAAUUUAUAUCGGUAACAAAUCAAAAAAAAAAAAAAAAAAAGAUUGUAAACUAAAGUGUGCUUUAUAUAACAAAACUUGUUUAUAAAAAAAAAAAAACAUUUGGAAAAAUAAUAGAAAAAAAAAGGCAGCACAUUGACUUUAAGACCACUUUGGCUUUGUAUCUGUAAAACAACAAUAUAUACAUGUUUUGUGUCAUUUUUCUUGUGUAUCUGAAAACACCACUUAUAGCACCAAAUAACCUACAGAUGACUACAAUUAACGCUCUCUCUGCCGACGACUUACUUGGAUGUAUUGAAAAGUAAAA